Molecule: messenger RNA, 1153 nt
Organism: Aegilops tauschii subsp. strangulata
Lineage: Eukaryota; Viridiplantae; Streptophyta; Magnoliopsida; Poales; Poaceae
Source: RefSeq, a predicted model, not a curated record
GCCGCCCCGGUACCACACCGCUGAGCGAAUCUGGCCGGCCAAUAAUGCACCAUUCCUCUGUUUUAGGUAGUGCUAAGCUCCGUCCCCCCCACAUCUCUCCAGUCCAGCCGGCUCUGCGCCACGAGAUUUCCGUCCGGCCGCCGGCACCGCGUGCGCCUCCGACAAUUCUGUCCUGGUUGACACCUAAACAUGUCUGAUGUCGUGGAUGAAGCUCGCUGGCGUGAGCAGGUGUUUAGAGAACAUGAGUUCUCCGUGGUGCGUCUGCAUUCUGUUGCUGGAAAUGAUUUUCGUGGCAAUGGCUUUAUUGUCUAUCACAGUAAAACGAGGUGUCUCAUAGUGUCAUGUCAACAUGUCGUUAAGAUAGUUGAAGAUGGUGGAACCAUGUAUGCUUAUUUCUCCAACAGUGUCGCCCCAUACAAUGCAAGAGUAUUGUAUACCGAUGAGCACCGGGAUCUUGCUUUGCUGUGGGCUGAAGAGGUGGUGGAACCAAUGACUUCUUUGAGGUUCUUUGACUCACCGUAUGCUUCUGGAUGGAAUGUUGUCGCACUCUCUUUUAUCUCAUUGGGUGCUUCAUCCAAUCCUAUUCUAGAACCAGGGACCUUUUCUGGUGACAUAACCAAUGAACCAGAUGAACCACACCUUCACUGUAGUUGUUCAUCUAAGGAAGCGGCAUCAGGUUCACCUAUUAUUUUGGCAAAUGUAAACGAGGUAGUUGGGGUGCUUGGCGGAGCUUCACGUGCGUCUGUAUACGCUGUUCCGGUCAGAACUAUAAAGGAGUUCUUAGGACAGCGCCUUGGUGGAGUCAAUAUGGACAUGCCAAUCGCUGGGAUGGUUAGGCUUGUCGCACUGCAGCAGGCAUAGCACGAGGGUGGUUCUCGUCAAGGAGGACACGAACAAUGGAUGGAAAGUUGUCAAGGAAGAACCAUGAGAAGUUGUAGGAAAUGGUCUUAAUAAAAGUUGUCGUGCGCACGACAUAGUCCUAGGCUUCAUAAUUAGUAUGUUGGAAUAUUCUGAUCCUACUAGACUUUGUAGCUAUAUAAGCCAUUGACUGUGCUCGUUUUAGAACGUAUUGUAGUAUUGUACUACAAAUUUGUUUCUUAAUUGUGCUACUUUAUUGUCUUGCGUCUUGAAUUAUAUGGCCCUAUUAAUUUUC